AUGUUGCACCGCAGUUGGCUCUACAUUUCGUUGUUCUCGGUAUUUGUGAUAAUUAUUUUGCUGUCACGCAUCCGACGCCAAUCGACGUUGAUCAUUGCCAGCGAUGAGCAACAUUUUAUUGCUGUGCUCAAUAGAAUAUUAAUACCACGUUGGCCGGGCAGCUCCGGACACACAAGAGUCCGGGAAUUCCUUGUGAAUCAGUUGAAUCAAUUGGGAUUUACAGUGUUUCAAGAUGCAAUCACAGAUCCCUUACCACUGACAAAUGUCUUGGGCAUAAGUAAUCCACUGGCAGAACGUUUUCUAUUGCUGAGUUGUCACUAUGACACGAAGUACUUGGAGUCUGGGGAGUUCUUUGUGAGUGCCACCGAUGCAGGUGUUUCCUGUGCCUUGCUCCUUAACAUGGCUAAGAAAUUGACUGCCUUGCCUGACAUCGAUCUCCUCAAGCGUCGGGAUGUUGGAUUGGUGCUGGCUUUCUUUGAUGGCCACGAUUCCGCAGAGGGAAUCAACGAUGCUACUUAUCCACUGUUUGGCUCCCAGAACUUUGUCGAUAACAAAAUCUUGCCAUUGGAGAGCAUAAAUGUGGUCAUAACUUUAAACAUGAUUGGCGCACCAAAUCAUAUUUAUAUGAGCAAGUAUGAGCGGACUUAUAUUUUGCAUGAGAUGAUGGCAAACAUUGAGCAGAAGCUGCGUCAAUCGGGACAGCUUAUCAAAUGUCCGCAGCUAUUCUAUAAGCUGAAGUCCCAUGAUACUGACAUGUAUGACGACCACUAUCCUUUCUUGAAUGCGAGUGUACCCGUGAUGCAUGUUGUUCCUCACACCUAUCCAGAUGUAUGGCUCCAGGAUGAUGACAAUAUUCAGAAUCUACAUUGGCCGAGUGUGCACAAUGUGAAUGCAAUUGUUACCCGUUUUGUUUACGAAUAUAUCCAAGGCUAUGAUGACAGUCUAUAGUCUAUUUCGAUAAUAAAAUUUAAAUUACUUUG
This is a messenger RNA of Drosophila sulfurigaster albostrigata, 980 nucleotides long. RefSeq names its product glutaminyl-peptide cyclotransferase-like. The record is from RefSeq and is a predicted model, not a curated record. The transcript has 4 exons. NCBI's taxonomy places the organism in Eukaryota, Metazoa, Arthropoda, Insecta, Diptera, Drosophilidae. Gene Ontology annotation, molecular function: glutaminyl-peptide cyclotransferase activity; zinc ion binding. The coding region runs from base 1 to 948 and encodes 315 amino acids.